AUGGCAGAAGAUUUAACAACCAAACUGCAAGAGGUUGCAACAGCUGUAAGAAAUUUAUCCAUCAAGCAGUCCAGUGAUGUCUCCAUUUCGAAACUGACAAACCAAUUUGGCUUUGUUAAAUUUGAUGAAAAUGAAUUAGAUGAAAAUACACGACUAUCACAGUAUAUUCGAUUAGCACUUCGAACAAAACCCAAUGAUGUUGUACGAUUUAUGAGAACUGGAUGGAAUUUGAAUGUACCCGAUUUAAUUAUCACCGUGUCGGGUGGUGCCAAAACAUUAAAAAUGUCGGCAAGAUUGAGAAAAGCUUUUCAGCAAGGCCUCGUCUCGGCAGCUGUCACAACAAAUGCUUGGAUUAUAACGGCUGGAACGAAUGCUGGCGUAGUGAGAGAAGUUGGAGAAGCAUUAAAUAAUUAUCGAUAUAGAAAUAAAAAACAGGGUUUAGAUGUACCUUGUAUCGGUAUAUGCAGUUGGGGUUAUACCGCUGGAAAAGAACAGUUCGAUCGUACAUUACAGCUGAAUGGUUCAUCGGGAAAAUUUAACAUUGACAAAGUUCAUGUGGAGGUAGGCGAUGACAAUGGUAUUAGAUCCUACGCAGUUAAACGUCGAGAAGAGAAACGAUGUGAUCUCGAACCAAAUCAUACACACUUUCUUUUGUUUGAUGACGGCGAUGUGAGUGCCGAUAAUGUGUUGGGUCUUCGGGCAGAUAUCGAAACACAAUCGCGGCAUAUCGAAAUUGGAAAUGAGAAAACAAAAGAAAUUCAACAAUCAGCAGAAGAAUUUGGAAUAGUGCCCAUAGUGAUGGUAUUAGUAGAAGGAGGACCAUCAUCAAUUAAAACUGUGUGCAAAGCACUAGAAAGUGGAACGCCGCUCGUCGUGAUCAAAGUAGAUGAACUAUUAAUCUCUAAAUUGAUAAUUAAUGAAUAUAUGAUGCUUUCAUUGGAGGAAUCUGGACGAGCAGCCGAUCUCAUAGCAGAUUUACAUUCAGUAUUAAUGGAUAACAGUAUUCCUGAAGGUAAACGACCUAAAACAUCCGCAGGAAAAGUAAAUAACAAAAAUGAUGAAAUAAACCACAUACUAACCAGGGCUUGUCAGGAUAAUACGUGGAUCGACGAAGUCAAAGAUCAUUUAUGUCGGGUGUUAUGUGAACGAAAAAUGUUAGUGACAAUUUUUAAAUUCGAUAGUAAAAAACACCAUGAGAAUCUGGAAGAUGCUAUACUGGAAGCUUUAUUUAACGCUGCAAAGUUUUCUGGUGAGAAAUGUGAACAACAUCAACGAGUUGCUGAACUAAAAUUAGCCAUGGAAGACGAUCUGCAGAAUUCAUUGAUGGAUGCACUGAGAAGAGGUCACGUCAAUUUUGUUGAGUUACUCUGUGAAUUUGGUGCAUCAUUAGAACGUAUAACCAGUAAAAAUUUAGAUCAACUAUAUGCAUUAGCCGUUACUAAGGUUUGCGAUUUAAUACGAACAACGCAUAAUCAUACGAUUGUUCCUUUACUUGGCGCAAAAAUAUAUCGUUUAGCAGCCAAAUCGACAUUAGAUACGGAAAAACAAGCAGUAUAUGAAGAUUAUGCAAAACAAUUUGACAACUAUAGUAAUGGUCUGAUUGAUAAAUGUUUUGAUAAUGAUGAACAUUUUUCUGUUGAUAUUGUUAAACGACGAGCAGUGGCUCUGUUUAAUUGUGAUCCGUUAAGAUUAGCUCAAGAUGCUAAUUGUCGAUCAUUUCUUGCAUCAAGAUGUGUACAAAAAUAUUUAGAUAACAAAUGGUACGGUAACAUUAAUUAUAAACGAACAUACAUUAAUUUUAGGAUUUUUCUUGUCUCAAUAUUUUUACCUUUACUACUAUUUUUCUGCGUAUUUUUGCCAUAUGUUCAGAAACAUAAAAAGGUUUUAAAAGAUCCAAAACAACGACCGAAUACUGUUCGAACCGUAGCAAAGUAACUCAUUACGUAACUUAAGAGGAGAUGGGGUUCCCCUAAACAUAUCCUCAAACUUGGCUUAUUUGUAGAGUACACCUUCAAUGGUAUGCCUGCAGAAUAAAAUGAAAUUUGGUCAAGUAUUGACAGUGUUAUUAAUUAAUCAAGUUUAAAUUUUAAUUAAACUUUGAAUUGACACUCUCCCUUUUGAAAAGCUUGAAGUUCGAUCAAAAAUAAUCGUAGAAGCGUCGUUCUUGCGUAUCUUGAGAGCCAAUGAUCUACGGUUAUAGUUUCAUAAAAAAAUUUUAAAUUACUUUUUUAAGGUGUGAAUUAAUAGAUGCUAAUCAAUGCAUUAUCAACAUGUUUAUUGCCGUAUCUAUUAUAUCAUCACUUGAAUAAUUUUAAUAUCAAGUGUUUAUUUGAAGAAAUGGAGCAAAAACGCAAUACAUUUAAACAUAGAUUCAAAGUGCUAAUUAAUUCAAGUCGCUCUUCUGAUAACUUUUGAUCAACAAUAGUUAGAGAGUUACAGUUUUCAGCAUUCGAUGGUCAAGAUAUCACUCAAUCUUUAUGUAGCAAACAAGGUUUUCAAAACUUCAUGAAAAAAACCUCAUUUUCUAGGGAUCUCUGAAAAACCGAGGCCUAACUCUGAAACUCGCAGCUAAAUAAAUUGAUUCCUUUCCAUAGGUAGAUAGCCCAAUAUGUUUUACAGAAUGGGUGUUAUGCGCGAUCUUCACUUCAGUGGUUCAUGUGAAGCGGUUAAUAAACCGCUUAGACGUCCAAUAUAUCUAAAAAUCGGUUAAAAUAGCUGCUAAUUAGUAAAUGUUUGAGAAAGCAAGUACAGGGCUUUGUAGCGCUUG
Didymodactylos carnosus is the source of this 2767-nucleotide messenger RNA. The record is from the annotation of a GenBank genome assembly. NCBI's taxonomy places the organism in Eukaryota, Metazoa, Rotifera, Eurotatoria, Philodinida, Philodinidae.